CCUCCUCCUCUCGUCCUGGGCUCUUGUUUAGGUUUCGGGCGUGAAGGAGCAGCGAGAGAGGAAAAGAAAGCGAGUGAACGGGAUGGCGCGAUUCGAUCCGUGGAAAGUCUUCCUGAAGAGAGAAUGGAACAGGAACUGGCCCUUCUUGGUGGGCUUCGCCAUCACCGGAGCCCUCGUCACCAAGCUCACCGCCAGUCUUACCGAGGAGGACGCUAAGAAUUCUCCUUUCGUGCAGAGGCACAGGAGGUAAGCUUUUGGAUGUUCAUGGUUUGACAGUGUUGGGAGAGAACAUUGCCCUUGAAUUUUCUUUCUCUUGAAGCUUUGUUGUUUUCUUUUCCAUGUCUUCGAUAUUGGGUGAAAUACUUGGAAGCUCAACCGUGCUUUAGGUCUAGGCUUCCUAAACUUAUUUUUCUUGGGGCUAUCCAUCAGAAAGUGAAAAAAACCAGGACCCUGUAUAGCAUUUAAUCCACUUCGUUAAUCUUCGUGAAUAAUGUGACUGCAACCAUAAAAGUGACAUCUCUGACUCUCA
Molecule: messenger RNA, 529 nt
Organism: Nymphaea colorata (pocket water lily)
Lineage: Eukaryota; Viridiplantae; Streptophyta; Magnoliopsida; Nymphaeales; Nymphaeaceae
Product: ATP synthase small subunit 6-A, mitochondrial-like
Exons: 3
Coding region: 83-250 (55 amino acids)
Source: RefSeq, a predicted model, not a curated record